Messenger RNA from Dracunculus medinensis (Guinea worm), 1566 nucleotides. Lineage: Eukaryota; Metazoa; Nematoda; Chromadorea; Rhabditida; Dracunculidae. The record is from the annotation of a GenBank genome assembly.
AUGUUUGCACAACAAACAAAUAUUAUAAGAAUUGAUGUCAUCCGUAAUUUAUCACAUAUUUUAAACGACAUUUGGGCGCGUGUUGGUCCUAUUACUAUUAGUACACUUCGAAAAGUUUAUUUUACAGCAUAUGGCGUUGAUCUUGAUAAACAUUGCGAACUUGGAGGUUUCACAUUAAUUGAAAUUCUAGAAGAUAAAUUUAAUAACGAAUUUUAUUUUAAUCGUGAGCUUUCUGUUCUGGAACCUCGAUUUGUGGGGAAUGUGUUUAUUGCUUCACAGAAUAUUCAGCCUUUCUCUGACGUGCCAACUUCAGUGGUUAAUUAUGGCUCAAAUUUCUCACUGCCGCCUCCUGGUCAACCCCUUUUUCAAUCUGUUGUGCCUAUGCCACCAUAUCAGUUAUUUUCACCAAGUUAUCGAGUUAUUCCCAAGUUGCCUAAUUUUGUACCUCCGUCACUGAAUUAUUCUACUAAAAAUAACGGACAGUUUGUCUCAAAUACCACAAGAAAAUCUAUGAACCGCGUUGAUAUUUUUAACAGUCUUCGUGAUAUCAUCAUAGAUAUUCUCAAUUUGCCUGAACAUAAACGCGGUAUAACUGAAAAGGAAUUGAUGGAAGCGGUACGGCAACGCGAUUCUAAUAUUCCUCUGCAGUUGAUAAAUUUUCAGACUUUUUUUUCUAAUUUCAUGUCGGAUUUCAUUGAAAAAUCAGGAAAUCUCUAUCGUCGUCGACAAUCGCAAAUUAUCAUACAGGAGGAGAAUAUCGGUGACGAAGAAAUUCCGGUUAAUGUGAAAAAUGCGGAAUCUAUUAAAAAUGCGGCUACCGAAGAAUGUAGCAAGCAUAAUGAUUGCGCAGUUUCACCGAUGGAAAAAUGCGAGGAAUCGGGCAAAUUGGUUCUCCAAAAAAGUGCUAAAGUGAACGGCGAAGAUCCUAACGAUAACAACAUUUCCGUGAUAGAUACCGUUUAUGAUUGUACAGAACUCCUGUUGGAUUGGCGAAAAAAUGCCAACAGUUUGCAAUCUCUUUUUGAAUUUCUGUUGGUCGUUAAUGCGAAUUAUAAAGAAAACAGUGGACGUUUUUCUGAUCGAGAGUUUUAUGAUCGGUUUGGUAAUGCGCUUUUCGACCGAUUCAAUAUUUUUGAUUUAAGUGAUUUAGUUAAUUCAGAUUUAUUGAAAGUUGAGCGAAGUAAUGGAGAACUUUUUUAUUUCGUUAAUUCGGAAAUCGAAUAUUUAACUUCGGCUGAUUUUAUUCAUUUAAAAAAGCAACUUCUUCAUCGCUUUUCUAUUGAUUCCUCAGUGAAUUUCGAUACAUUGUUGCGCUUAUUGAAAUUUCCUGAGGAGAAAUAUAAAUCUGAUCUUGACAAAGCCGCAAUGCUUUGGGCAGUUUUGUCACGACUACCCUCAGACUUCGAUAUUCAAGCUGUUUCACGAACGAGCGAUCUUUCCGAAUUAAGAAUUAAUAUCUGUCCUUUGCCCUACGAAAUUCUGCUAUUCGAUAAGUUGGAUUAUCGUCACUGCUCCAAUUUAAGAAAUGUGCAAGUUAAUCCAGAAUAUCAGAAUAUGAUGUUAUAA